Molecule: messenger RNA, 909 nt
Organism: Anoplophora glabripennis (Asian longhorned beetle)
Lineage: Eukaryota; Metazoa; Arthropoda; Insecta; Coleoptera; Cerambycidae
Exons: 2
Coding region: 168-848 (226 amino acids)
Source: RefSeq, a predicted model, not a curated record
UCCCACGUCGUCCUAAGCUUGAACCAAGACCUGCCGUAAUUCAACCACCUCUAAAGCAAUCCAAACAAAAAUCAAAAAUUAUUCAUUACAUACACGCAGAUCAUCCAGAUGAAAGUAUUUUAAAAGCGUGGUAUGAGUACUAUUUAUGGCAAAAGAGAACGGAAGACAUGGCCAAUCCAAACGUGGGAUGGACUACGCACCCGGAACUCAGUACUAAGACGGAAUCUGUACUUACCAAUAGCACCAAUAAAGCUGAUGAAAUAAAAGAAGAAUGGAUAAAUUACAUCAAAGAAGAAACACCUGAUAGUCGCAAAGUAGAAGAAAUCGUUUUCAUUAACACUUGUGUAUUAAUGGCUAUAAAACAGUUUGUUUUUGAUUACUUCUACGAAACUUUUCAAUAUACAUUGGUGAGAAUUGCGUUUAGGUACCCUCACCAUUUAAUCACUCAAUCAGUCAAUGAAUACUGGCGCGUUCCAAAAUUCUUGAAGUCAGAGUUAAAGAGACCUAAACCUAAAAAACCUAAAAAGGAGAAAGUAAAGAAAGAAAAGAAACCAAAACAACCUAAAGAGAAAUCCUCGAAAAAAAGCAAAUCGACGAAAGAAACUAAAGAAAAGAAAGGAAAAAAAGAAAAACCGAAACAGUUAACAAAAGAAGAAAAAGCUGAGUUGGCUAAACUUAAAAAGGAAAAAGAAAUGGAAGAUGAAAAGAAACGAAUAGCUGAAUUAAAUAAACGCUUCAUGUUUCCUUUAUCGGAAGCAGCUACUGAUGAUUUCUACAAAGAAAUAUUUGACAACUGGGUAAAAGUGGAAAAAGGUGACAAGGGGAAGAAAGGGAAAAAUGGAAAAUAAAAAGCAUUAUUUGCGGAAUGUAUUAAAUAUUUUAAAAUUAUGUAGCAUAAAUUAUAUAUAA